Molecule: messenger RNA, 683 nt
Organism: Anoplophora glabripennis (Asian longhorned beetle)
Lineage: Eukaryota; Metazoa; Arthropoda; Insecta; Coleoptera; Cerambycidae
Product: glutathione S-transferase 1-1-like
Exons: 3
Coding region: 51-683 (210 amino acids)
Biological process (GO): glutathione metabolic process
Molecular function (GO): glutathione transferase activity
Source: RefSeq, a predicted model, not a curated record
GUUGUCCAAUGAACUUGUAUUUUCUAUACCUGAAAGAUUUGUAAUUAAAUAUGCCUAUUGAUUUUUAUUAUAUUAUUGGAAGCCCUCCCUGUACAGCAGUUCUUUUAACUGCCAAAGCUGUUGGAAUAAAUUUGAAUCUAAAACUUAAAGAAGAAAAUAAGGAACAUUUACUUAAAAUCAAUCCUCAAAAUACAGUACCUACUAUAGAUGAUACUGGUUUUGUUCUUUGGGAGAGUAGAGCAAUCAUGCAAUAUUUGCAGAAUCAGUAUGGAACGGAUGCAAGUCUAUAUCCUACAGAUCCUAAGGAACGUGCUAUUGUAGAUUUUAUGAUGUAUUUUGAUAUUAGUACUUUAUACGAUAGACUGUAUUAUUAUCUUCUUCAUGUUGCCUUUGGAUUUGGUUACGAUCCAGAAAAGUUUGUAAAACUGAACGAGGCUUUCAAAUUGUUCGAUACUAUGUUAUCCAAUUCUGAACAUGCUGCUGGUAACAAACUCACUCUUGCUGAUUUGACACUGGUAGCCACUGUUUCAACUAGUGAUUUUUUGGGUUAUGACUUAACUCCCUACAAAAAUAUUGUUAGAUGGUAUACCAAAGUGAAAGAAGUAGCUCCUGGAUAUGAACAAAUCACUAACAAAUCGCGAUUAGCUAUCAAACAGCAAAUUGAUAAAAUAAAUGAAAAAUAG